This is a messenger RNA of Ixodes scapularis (black-legged tick), 2451 nucleotides long. Its product is annotated as progranulin. Gene Ontology annotation, cellular component: extracellular region. The record is from RefSeq and is a predicted model, not a curated record. The transcript has 2 exons. The coding region runs from base 242 to 1219 and encodes 325 amino acids. Lineage: Eukaryota; Metazoa; Arthropoda; Arachnida; Ixodida; Ixodidae.
UGUGUUUUGAGCGGCAUUUUUCUAUGUGUCAAAAUCGCGAGCAGUGUCAGUUGCCCCGAGUGAUCUGUGCCAAAAAGGGAAUCUCGUGUGCUUCGCUCAGGAGAUUAGAGAUACAAAAAUAGCUCGACAUUCGGCCAGAGACAACGUUUUGUGAGGACGGUGCUGUAUUGCUGCGCGAUAGCCCUUGUUUACUCGUCUCGACGCCUGUGACGCUGCGCUUGCUGCGCUUUUGAAACUCAAGAUGUUGCCCCGACUUUGUGCACUCGUCGUUUUCUUUGGAUUAGCAACUUGCAAAACUUGUCCCGAUCGUACGCCCUGUCAGAAAGAUAGCACAUGUUGCAAGCUGAAGGGUGGCAAGUACACCUGCUGCCCACUGCCAAAUGCCGUCUGCUGUCCGGACAAGGAGCACUGCUGCCCCCAGGGUUACAGCUGUGACAACGAGACAGAUGCCUGCAAACCAUCUGCAAGCUCCGUCCAACCCCUCCUGCAAGCCUUCGCCAACACGAGAACCAAAGAGAACUAUGUAACCUGCGGCAAGGGCGAAUACCUCUGCCCGGAUGACUUCACCUGUUGCAAGUCGGGGUUCGGGGUGUACAACUGCUGCCCCCUUCCCAAUGCCACAUGCUGCUAUGACGGCCAGCAUUGCUGUCCCUCCGGAACAAGCUGCGACUUGAGCAGAAGCCAAUGCACACUCAAUCCACAAGUUAGGCCUAAGGUCUUCUCGCUGAAGCCUGCUCAUCUGUUAGGCAACAUGACGCCCGGCUUCAUUUUCUGCGAUGACAAAACGAGGUGUGAUGAUACUGAAACAUGCUGUCCAAUAUCCAAAAGUACAUAUGGAUGUUGUCCCCUCCCAAAUGCUACUUGCUGCAAAGAUCUUCGUCAUUGUUGCCCUCAUGACUUGGUGUGUGGAGAAGGAGGUAUCUGUACCAGAUGGUCUGACCCCUUCACCAAGGCGACACUUGCAAAAGAGGUGGCCGGGAGGGCGACCAAGAUUGUCUGUCCUGAUGGGAAGUUUAAGUGUCCCGAUGGCUACACCUGUUGCAAAGCCCCAGACAGUUCCUGGAGUUGUUGUCCCCUGAAGAAUGCUGUCUGUUGUGACGACCACAUUCAUUGCUGUCCCGAAGGUUCCGUUUGCAACACCAGCAGGGGGAAGUGUCAGUCGAAGGUGAAUGGUUCCCUGCCUUGGAGUUUGAAGGUCAAGGCAAUUCCCAUUCUGUAGGACAUGUUUCCUAGAUAAUAGAGAGUUUUAGCAGAUCAUUUUUUCGCCCCGAUAACAAUACGUCUCUCCCUUCCGGCGGCAUGCUCACGGCCGCCGGAAGGGAGAGAAGGUAUUGUUAUCGGGGCGAAAAAACUAUCUGCUAAAACUCUUUUAUAGAAUGCCCUUGCUCCCUUGAGGAUUGUGAAUUUGCCAACCCCUUUUUGAUCACUCCAUUUUCUGUAUUACCUAGUUUUUUUUGCUAAAAGUCUGUCUUUAAGCCUUGCUUGUUAGGCAAUUGUCUCACUAAAGUGGCAAUGUAUUUUUUUGUAGCUAAGCCAGCCACUAUGCCACACCCAAGGCCACAAGCCUCGAAAAUGGUUUAGGAUAUAAGACUUUUACCAGAGAGUACCUUUACCCUGGGAAGGAUCAUUGCUCUACUUUGAUUAUCAAUGAACUUGAUCUGCUGCAAUUCAAUAGCAUGAUCAAACAAACAAAUAUUCAGAACUGAGUUACAGCUAUAUUACAACAGAAUGAAACUUAACUUGGUAGACUUUAGCACUAACCUAGACUAUUAAAAUCUUUCACCGUUUUUUCAAAGCAUUCUGUUGCUUCCUUGUUUUUCAUAAUGUGAGAACAAUAAAAGGCAUGCCUACAAUUUUUACAAAAUUUGUAAGCAUGUGUCAGUUUGGUCUAGAGGUGUAACCUUGCCCUUGCAGUCCUUCAAGGAGUGCUAGUAAAGCACAUAUUGGUGGUCAAGCAAGAGCUCUAAUUAAAGUGGCAGUGCAAUGGUAUUACAGUAAUUUUUGUUAUAUUGUUUAUCUAGGCACAAGCGAGAAAAAAAAAUGUCACAGCUUCCCCCCGAAAAUUGCUAUUCUGCUGCGUAAGCACGAAUGGAAAAACAAUUAAUUUGCCGAUAUGCAGCAACGUGUGGCGGUUAAGGGAACUGCGGUGCCACAUCACCGGAGUAUGCGCGGAAGUCGCCACAACCCGCCCCACUCUGCUUCUACGCUCACAGUAGUCCUGCAACAAACCGUCUUUUGUCUCAGACGCUCACUGCAACUUUUGCCGAUGCUAAUCCUCGAAAAGCAGAGUCACGGAGGGAGCGGCUGGAGGUUCUGAAGACAGAACCCAACGAGUGACCGGGUGGUCCCCCUGUGAUGUCACUCGAAAGACAGCACGAGAGUUGAGGGGCACCUUGACCUUCCAUUGGUUCCAUUCUUAAAAAUAAAAAAUAGCGUGCGCAAGAAAAAAAA